Messenger RNA from Glarea lozoyensis ATCC 20868, 291 nucleotides. RefSeq lists its product as uncharacterized. NCBI's taxonomy places the organism in Eukaryota, Fungi, Ascomycota, Leotiomycetes, Helotiales, Helotiaceae. Gene Ontology annotation, cellular component: mitochondrial intermembrane space. Bases 1 to 291 code for a protein of 96 amino acids. The record is from RefSeq and is a predicted model, not a curated record. The transcript has 4 exons. Gene Ontology annotation, biological process: mitochondrial respiratory chain complex IV assembly.
AUGAGUACAUUCGGUGGUCCCGGCGGCCGACAGAUAAACUCCAAACCUUCGCCACCAGAGCGCGGCUCCUUCCCUCUCGAUCACGAUGGAGAAUGUAAAGACAUAAUGACUAAAUACCUUGCGUGCAUUAAGCGCGUUAAAGGCACGAACGAAGCCGAGUGUAGGGAUAUUGCGAAGAAUUAUUUGGGGUGUCGGAUGGAUAGGAAUUUAAUGGCGAAAGACGAGUUCAAGAAUUUAGGGUUUGAGGAGAAGAAAGAGGAGGGGAAGAAGGGGGAGUUGAGGUGGGAAUAG